Messenger RNA from Plenodomus lingam JN3, 207 nucleotides. NCBI's taxonomy places the organism in Eukaryota, Fungi, Ascomycota, Dothideomycetes, Pleosporales, Leptosphaeriaceae. The record is from RefSeq and is a predicted model, not a curated record.
AUGGUUGACCUUAGUGACUGCGCAUUGAAGGAGCUCGUACAAUAUAAGUGCAAUAUUACGACGCAAGGAGCAAAGGAGGCGCAGCCGAAUAUCAUCUGCGAACCUGUUGUGCGGUUGUUGCGCCUGUGUGGUAAUGGAUUAAGUGUUGAAACUACAGCUUGGGAGAGAUGGAAGGCAAAAAGGGAUGGCGUCAAGGUUGACUCAUGA